GGCCGGCGGCGGGCCUCAGCCGCGGCCUCCACUUCUCCGCACGCCGGCGGGAUGGCGCCCGGGUCCCGGAGGAGCCGCGCUAGCCUAGGCCUGCUGCCGAGCUGCUAAGGCGAGCCCGCCAAACUCCCCUCCCCCUCCUCCGUCCUCGACCCCCCGCACCUCACCCCUUCCCCACCCCCUCCUCUGUCUCGGUCCCCGGCGCUGCUCCGGACCACUAUGACCAUGAGAUCCGCAGUGUUCAAGGCGGCCGCGGCCCCUGCCGGCGGCAACCCUGAGCAGCGACUGGACUACGAGCGGGCUGCGGCGCUGGGCGGGCCCGAGGACGAACCCGGGGCGGCCGAAGCCCACUUCCUCCCCCGGCACCGUAAGCUCAAGGAGCCGGGGCCCCCGCUGGCCUCUUCCCAGGGCGGGAGUCCCGCGCCCUCCCCAGCCGGCUGCGGCGGCAAGGGCCGGGGCUUGUUACUCCCGGCCGGGGCGGCCCCUGGGCAGCAGGAAGAGAGCUGGGGCGGCUCGGUGCCCUUGCCCUGUCCGCCCCCGGCCACCAAACAAGCGGGCAUUGGGGGGGAGCCAGCGGCAGCCGGGGCUGGCUGCAGCCCCCGACCCAAGUAUCAGGCGGUGCUGCCCAUUCAGACGGGCUCUCUCGUGGCGGCGGCCAAAGAGCCUACGCCCUGGGCUGGGGACAAGGGUGGGGCGGCUCCCCCAGCUGCCACAGCCUCGGACUCUGCGGGACCCCCACCACUACCUCUGCCCGGGCCGCCACCCCUCGCGCCCACCGCCACCGCCGGGACCCUGGCGGCCAGCGAGGGCAGAUGGAAGAGUAUGAGGAAGAGCCCUCUCGGGGGUGGCGGCGGCUCGGGAGCCUCCAGUCAGGCCGCCUGCCUCAAACAGAUCCUUCUGCUGCAAUUGGACCUCAUCGAGCAGCAGCAGCAGCAGCUGCAGGCCAAGGAAAAGGAGAUCGAGGAGCUGAAGUCAGAGAGAGACACGCUCCUUGCUCGGAUUGAACGUAUGGAAAGGCGGAUGCAGUUGGUAAAGAAGGAUAACGAGAAAGAAAGGCAUAAGCUGUUUCAGGGCUAUGAAACUGAAGAGAGAGAGGAAACGGAGCUAUCUGAGAAAAUUAAACUGGACUGCCAGCCGGAGCUUUCUGAGACAUCCCAGACGCUGCCUCCCAAGCCUUUCUCAUGUGGGCGGAGUGGAAAGGGACACAAAAGGAAAUCCCCAUUUGGAAGUACAGAAAGAAAGAUUCCUGUUAAAAAGCUGGCUCCUGAAUUUUCAAAAGUCAAAACAAAAACUCCUAAGCACUCUCCCAUUAAAGAGGAACCCUGUGGUUCCUUAUCUGAAACUGUUUGUAAACGUGAAUUGAGGAGCCAAGAAACUCCAGAAAAGCCCCGGUCUUCAGUGGACACCCCGCCAAGACUCUCCACUCCCCAGAAGGGACCCAGCACCCAUCCCAAGGAGAAAGCCUUCUUAAGUGAGAUAGAAGAUUAUUUGCCGUACCUUUCCACCACAGAAAUGUAUUUGUGUCGUUGGCACCAGCCUCCCCCAUCACCGUUACCAUUACGGGAAUCCUCUCCAAAGAAGGAGGAGACUGUAGCAAGGUGUCUGAUGCCAUCAAGUGUUGCAGGAGAAACUUCAGUCUUGGCUGUUCCUUCUUGGAGGGACCAUUCAGUAGAGCCUCUAAGGGACCCAAAUCCUUCAGACCUUUUGGAGAACCUGGAUGACAGUGUGUUUUCGAAGCGACAUGCAAAACUGGAGCUGGAUGAGAAGAGAAGGAAAAGAUGGGAUAUUCAGAGGAUCAGGGAACAAAGAAUUUUACAGCGUCUACAACUCAGAAUGUAUAAAAAGAAAGGAAUUCAGGAAUCUGAGCCUGAGGUUACCUCAUUUUUCCCUGAGCCAGAUGAUGUUGAAAGUUUGAUGAUUACUCCCUUCUUGCCUGUUGUAGCAUUUGGACGACCGUUACCAAAAUUAACUCCACAGAAUUUUGAGCUGCCCUGGUUGGAUGAGCGUAGCCGAUGCAGGUUGGAGAUCCAGAAGAAGCAAACACCUCACCGGACGUGUAGGAAAUAGCUGUGCUGGCAAGAACCUUCUGUCUUCAGAUAGUUGUAGCAUGCCAUUCCCAGAGUGGCAGAGACCUGUAUAUGUGACCUAUGUCCUCAUGUAUGUUGUCAUUUGCUGAUAAUGCCCUUCCAUACUCCCUUGAUCUUGGUUUUGUUUUCGUCGCGCUGAUUUCACAAAAACUCUUUCAUUGGGCUAAUUCUGAAUUAUAGAGGGUGAUUGGGAUAUCUUUUCCCCUUUUGGGGAAGUGAGCUCUCAAGCUAAAUCUCUAGGAUGGCAGAUUUGGAAGCUUCAGGGGUCUGCUUCUAUACAUUUGCCUGUUAAAGGGGUAAAAGGGUUCUUUCAUUAGACUUGUGGAAGAUAAAGCAACCCCUGCCUUUAGACCUGUGCCUGCAUGGCACUCUUCUCGCCCUGGCAUAUCUUUCCAUAUAGUUUGAGUGUAGUGGUUUUUACCCUAAAACAAAACAAAAAAA
Hipposideros armiger (great roundleaf bat) is the source of this 2525-nucleotide messenger RNA. It is a transcript of the gene MSL1, whose product is annotated as MSL complex subunit 1. The record is from RefSeq and is a predicted model, not a curated record. Gene Ontology annotation, molecular function: chromatin binding. The coding region runs from base 217 to 2064 and encodes 615 amino acids. Gene Ontology annotation, cellular component: MSL complex. The transcript has 9 exons. NCBI's taxonomy places the organism in Eukaryota, Metazoa, Chordata, Mammalia, Chiroptera, Hipposideridae.